GUAUGUGGUAGAAUGUGGAUCGCUUUGCAAAUAUUUAACCAGUUUUGUUCAUUUCGCAUUUGUCGGUAAUGGUGAAAAGUGUUUUGGUAUUUCGAGAAAACAAUUCUAACGAAACUAUACGCCUUUAUCUCUUAUUAAUUAGAUUUAUAUGAAAAAGGUUCCCUCAUUUUCGAGACUACGAGACAGUUUCGAUUGUUGAAGUUUUUGGUUAAUUUAUAAGAUAACUUGUUAAAUUAUGUCUUCGCAAAUGGGAACACCCAAAUUUUUUGGCCUAUAGUCGUGGUACAGCAUGGUAUAUUUGGUUUUGCAUUAAUAUUAGUAAAAUUAUAAAAAUGAAAUGGUUUUCUUUUGUGAUGAAGGAAGUGGUACAUGAAAUUUAAACAUGAUUUUUUUUGUUUGUGUACAUAUUAACAUGCAUUUGGUGCAUCUAAUUGAACAAGGCGAAACACCUUUGUGAAUGUUCUUAAGUGUAUGUAUGUAUAUGAGCAUCAGAAGUUUUUAGUGUGCCUUUAUGCCAUACAGGUAUAAUUAUUUUUUGACUAUAGUAUAUAUUUUGUUUGAAAACAAAUAAGUGAAGCAGACACGUUCAUCAUUUGAUAAAACGAACAGGUGGUGCGCACUCACAUGAUUGGAGUAAAAUCGGAUAAUUGUGAAUCUGCUGAAAUUCCAACUCCAAUUAUUUUUAGCCUUGAUAAAUUUGUGAACGUGCCCUUUUAUGUAAAGGCUUAGUUAUGUCAAUGUGUGGUAGUGUGAGUUGGUCUCAUAGUUUACUUUGUCAAAGUAAAUUUUCAUAAGAAAAUACAGCAACACUGUGCUAGGUACUUGAAUGUAGAAUGUAUAUAGAUUGCUAUAUGUAAGUAUGUGAAUUUGUACCAAACUACGCUUAGUCAAAUGUGUCAUCAGUAGAAAUGUAAAUUUUGUUAACUCCAUUAAUAAAGUUUUAUUCAGCAUAUAAAAAGUAUAUUACGGAUAAAAUAACCAUGUUCGGUAGUUGUAACCAGAUAUAAUAUUGAUGUUAAUAGUGAACUCGCAACUUUUGGUACUGAAAUUUUGUUUGCACGUGAACAUAUCUACCUAUGUUUUGUAUAUAAAAAUCUCUAUAUAUACUAUAUAUAUUUGUGACCAAAAAUUUAAUAUUUGGAAAUGAGAGGAUGUAUCUAUAAUGUAAUCAGCCCUACAUGAAUAACAUUAAUGUUCCUUCCUAGUAUAUUUUAACAUACCCAUGUACAUGUAACGGAAAUAUUUUUCAAUUGGAUGGUUCGUUAAUACAAGAAAUUAAAAAGUCAAUUAAAAUGCAUAGAAGAAAGCGAUUCAGAACAAUAAGAGAUGUUGGAAAGAGAUGUUAUUUAACUUCAGCAUAGAAACAAUUCAACGAAAAGCCACUUUCUUAUAAUGUUCUGCCGUCCAUAUUGGCAAUGGCGAAAUAAGGAAACGAAAAUUAUGGCUAGAGCAAAAUGGAAGCGAAAAUAACAGUGAGAUAAUUGAAAAACAAAUUAAAUGAAAAAUUUACUGAGGUGUUAAUGAUAUAUAUUCAUAUUGCAUUUUAAAAUACUGACAAUAAAUGUGAUAUUAUUUGUGUAUUAAACGGAAAUAAAUGCAGAGUUCAUUGAAAUAUAUAAUACAUAAACAUCGAAGACAAAUGAGAAAAAUUACUUUGUUACUUAGUAAGGCUAAAUUUCGGUAAAUUACACGAACAUCUGCUGCCGAGAUUGCUUGCAAGUCGAUACGAACACCAAUGAACUUACUGUGCUGCUGCUGUGGUAAUAUGGCGCCGAACACGAGGAUAACUCGGAAAUGGGAGUUAUUUGCUGGGCGCAAUAAAUUUUACUGCGAUGGAUUAUUGAUGUCCGCACCACACACGGGCGUUUUUUAUUUAACUUGCAUAUUGAUAACGGGAACCAGUGCACUCUUUUUUGCAUUUGAUUGUCCGUUUUUGGCUACACGUAUAAAUCCUAUCAUUCCUAUUGUUGGUGCAGUGCUUUACUUCUUUACAAUGAGUUCCUUGCUACGAACAACCUUUACAGAUCCUGGUGUUAUACCCCGUGCUUCUUACGACGAGGCUGCCUAUAUAGAAAAGCAGAUUGAAGUGCCAAAUUCUCUGAAUAGCCCGACAUAUCGGCCUCCGCCACGCACAAAAGAGGUCCUUGUUAAAGGACAAACAGUGAAAUUGAAGUAUUGCUUUACUUGUAAAAUAUUUCGACCCCCACGUGCAUCGCAUUGCAGUUUAUGCGAUAAUUGUGUUGAUCGGUUCGAUCAUCACUGUCCCUGGGUUGGUAAUUGCGUGGGGAAACGAAAUUAUCGUUUCUUUUAUUUAUUUCUAGUCUCGUUAGCAUUUUUAGCGGUAUUUAUAUUUUCAUGCUCUGUGACUCAUUUAGUUUUAUUGAUGAAAGCAGAACAGGAAAUAUUUGAGGUUAUAAAAAAGGCGCCAUUUACUGUGAUUGUUGUUUUCAUUUGCUUCUUUUCGAUUUGGUCAGUUAUUGGUUUGGCAGGAUUUCAUACCUAUCUGACAACCAGUGAUCAAACUACGAAUGAAGACUUGAAAGGAUCGUUUUCUUCUAAAGGGGGUCAGCGUUCUAUAAAUCCAUAUUCGCGAGGAAACAUCUGUCUAAAUUGUUGUCAUAUACUUUGCGGACCAAUGACUCCAUCAUUAAUAGACCGUCGGGGAAUUGCAACGGAUGAUUAUAUUCUACAAAUGCAACAACAUUCUAGUCCACGCCAUCCUUUAAGCGACGUGAUGAGUGCCUCUCACGUAGGCUCAAGUGGAAUGGUUACGGCCCAACCAGUAAUUGCAGGAGUAAGUGGCGGUAUUAACGUUGGGGCCAAUGAUAUUAAAAACCGCCUUUAUGAAGAGUCUAAUCCCUCUUCGGCAACAUUAGGGGCUAGUAAUGGAAUAUAUCGACCACGGAGUUAUGAUAAUCUACAAAACGGAAAUUCCAAUAGCCUUGCGUAUUUGGUAGACAACGAAAUUCCCCUUUCACAGAUGGACGUACCACAAACACAAACUGCACAAAUGCAACGGCAAUUUCGUCACCAUAAAGAUCGUGUACAAACGAGUUCCUCAGAUAGCAAUAAUAUUAUAAAUAAUUUUGACAGUAACGACUGCAGUCCUGACGAUGUAAUCGAAAUUGUCGGUAAAACGGAGGUUGUAGCUGCUGUGGCAGCAAUUGCUGCUACAAGUCAAGCUCGUGAACGCCAGAAUCGUUCGGACAGCUACAAUAACUUAUUUUAUACGGAAAGUGGUCCCGCUAAUAUAAAAAUCAAUACAUGUACAAACCCAAUAUUACCAUCGAGUGUUUCGGCUAUUGAAAGUUUAGAUAAAGAAUCAUCCGAUCUUCCGCCAGAAAAUAAUGCAAUUAAGCUGUCUGUAAGUAUUGACAUGAAAGAUUCUAGAGAAUUGCCAGAACAAACUGAUUCAGCAAAUGAAAAACAGAAAUCCAACUUGUUAAAACCAAUAUCCCAAUUAGAAAAUCUGUAUAGCAACGUCUUACAAAGUGGUGCUCCGUGUGCUAAACAUGUAGAUAGUAACGCCAGUUUACAUGUGUACUCAAAUUUAAUGGAUGAACAAAAGCAACACGAAUUAACGCUACAAAUGAAUAGAGAACAUAAGCAAUUGACGCAAAAAAGUAUUACAUCAGCCGGUGUAAUGUUGUCGUCGGCGUUAUUAAAUGACGAUUUAGACUUGGACGACCCAGUUAGUGCAUCAUUUGUUGCACAAGAAAACGUUGACUCCAGUUUUUUAUCUGGCAAUGGUAAAGUGUGUGAUGGCUCUAUGAGUGGUCUAAACCGUUUACGUAUGCUAAAUAAUACGACCAUGAUAAAUACGGCACUUGAUUUGGACAGCUUGGACGGAUCUAGCUUAGGUAACAAUUCUCAAUCGUGCUUAGUUAAAGAAGCUCCUCCAUUAUCCUAAGCUUCAAAUCGUCAACCACGAGAACAAAAUAGAUGCAUAUACAUCUAUACUAAAAAUUGAAAGUGUAUAAGUUGAUAGUUUAAAUUUUUUAUUUUAAUUUACAUAGGCUAAGAUUUAAUCAAACUGCAAUGAAGAUUUACGUACAUUUACUAUACGGCUUAACUCGCACAAAAACUGAGAAAACUACAAAUUAUGUUGUACAUAUUUUUAAUUAAAUUGAGUAGCUUGACAUGUCUAAUGAGUUCAUGUAUUUUAAAACCAAGUUGUAUUACUUACAUAAACUAAAGGUACUGCCGCUGUCACCACUGACUAUGGCUAUAUGACUCUACCCCAUCACCAAACACCAACUAUUGGUUUUAUAAUUCUGUUAUCAUCAUUACUUUUAAAGUCAAAAUCGGCCAUGCAUAAUUUUCAAAAUCUAGAAUAAGUUUCUGAGCUGGUGACAGAGGAAUUUUGAAAUGAAGUACGAACACAUAUGUUCCAAUUUGAUUUACACAUAACCAUAGCUGUAUCUGUUAUGUAUGUAAAUGCUUUUGUAUGCAAUUAUUGUAAAAAUUAGUUUUAGCUUUGAAUGCGUAGCCUUGAGGAUUUUAUAUUCCAUUUUGAAGUGAACAGAGAGAACAUAAAGCAGCUUGUCAAUGAGCGUGCUAGAACAAAGCCAUAAUGAGGUACUUGUGCUUUCUUAAACGCUAUAUUUUUUAACAGCAAGAGGUUGGUUACUUAUCAGUGUAAAUAAUUUCAAAAGAAAAUACCAAUUUUAAUGUGUUUUAGUGUAAAUUUCUAAACAGUUUUCAUAAAAACAGCAAGAAACUGCUAGCUCCGGUUGUAGCGUAAAAGUACAAUGGCAUAUUUAUUAUUGCCGUUAGUUUAGUGCUAAGUGUUAAUGUUAUUGUCAUAUGUUUAAUUAAGUUGAUUUUAUUGAGGGAACCAGAUUUUACCGUAUUUUUUUACGAUAUUUUUAAGCACAGAUUAUGUGUCUAAAAGACAAUAAUUAUAUAUGAGUUGAACUAACGGGCAUGCAGAUGAAUUGGCAAUGGUAGUUGCAAUCAUCAAUUCAUUCAUUCGUGGCACUUUAUAAUAACUACGGCUUGAGUUCAUUGAACAACUUGUGAAAUCCUAGAAAAUAAGUUAAUAAUAAUGAGAGGUUAAAUGGCUGUGCCUCAUGAUAACCGUAGGUACGAACUAAGCUAAAUUAACAAAAAUUGUUCGUGGGAGUUCAGGUGCACAAUUUUUUUAUUAAAUUAUAGUUUAUUUUGAUUACUUUUAGAUGUUAAAAUGUAGAAAAUAUACGCGAAUGAAAUCCAGAAAUUGCCAUUAAAAUAUGGAAGGUACGUAAAGGUAUUUAAGAUUUUAUAUUGAACAAUAAAAUGUCAUUUAAGAUUGUAAAUAAAAUAAAAAGUAAACAAACGCAUAUAUAUACAUGGUAAACCAUAAAAAAGAAGGAAUAAGUAAAUCAACCUGAUUAGUUAUAAAAGUUACUAUUACUAUUAUUGAGAUGUUAUAAAGUUGUGUUGCCGUGUAAAAGAUUAUUACAUAAACUCGUUACUGUAACUAGGUGAGAAUGUGAAUACUAUAAUGAAUAAAGCAACGAAAACUCUAACAUAAAUA
Messenger RNA from Bactrocera oleae (olive fruit fly), 5518 nucleotides. The record is from RefSeq and is a predicted model, not a curated record. Lineage: Eukaryota; Metazoa; Arthropoda; Insecta; Diptera; Tephritidae.